AUGAUGCGUCUCCGGGGUGCAGAUGGAGUUGUGGAGGGGCCAUCGUUCUCCGCCGACACUUUGAGGAUCGAGGUGGUUGGCCGCACUGGACUUCAUCUGACCGUCGUCGAUCUGCCGGGGCUCAUUUCUGUCUCCAACGACGAGCAAUCCGACGAAGACGUAGAACUUGUCUCCGAACUGGUCGACGACUAUGUUAAGAGCUCCCGUACGAUCAUCCUGGCGGUCGUCCAGGCCAACAACGACAUCGCAAACCAGAGAAUCAUCCAGAAGGCACGCAAGUUGGAUCCUCAUGGACAGCGUACCGUCGGAAUCAUUACGAAGCCAGACCUAGUCAAUCGUGGGACGGAAGGCAGAAUCGCUCUUUUGGCCAAGAACAAGGACACCACCAAGCUAAAGCUCGGCUUUUUCCUACUCAAAAACCCAGGUCCGCUAGAGCUUGACGCCAAUUGCUCGGUCGAAGAGCGAAAACGAAGGGAGCUGGCAUUCUUCGCGAGCAGUCCCUGGGCGGAGCAGAAUCUGGACCCAGAACGCGUCGGCAUCGACGCUCUCACGAGCUUCCUCCAGCAGCUUCUCAAUGACCACAUUGAAAGUGAGCUUCCGAAAGUGCGAAGCGAAGCGUCGGCUCUGUUGGCUCUGACGGAAAAUGAUCUGGACGCCAUGGGAGAGGAAAGGCCGACGGUUGGUCACCAUCGCAUGUUCCUCACACGGUUGAGCAUGCAAUUCUUCAACCUGGCCCACGCGGCGCUUGAUGGUAGCUAUUUGGAACUAGAAUCUGGCCUUUCGGACGGGGGAAAUGAUGUAGAUGUUUCACAUCGCCUCAGGGCACAGGUCCAUAUUCUCAACGGGAGCUUUUCAGAGACCAUGCGCCGAGAUGGGCAAAAGUGGAGGCCGACGAAGAAGCCAACAGAUAGCUUCGUGGAGGAGCAGGACCAAAUUGCUAUGUGUGAAGAAGACAUCCUCCCGGAGAAUGAUUUCGAAUCGUGGAUCAAGCAGGUUUAUAUGAGGACUAGAGGCCGCGAGCUUCCCGGCAACUACAACCACCUUUUUCUUGCGGAGCUUUUCCGAGAACAGUCAAGCCCUUGGGAGAACAUCGCGCGCAAACAUGUGGGAAAAGUGGCCGAGCUUGUUGCAAAUUUUGUCAACAAGGUCUUAGAAAGCAUCAUCAGCGAACAGGAGACGCGGACUCAAGUGCGAAAGUAUUUAGUAGACAAGCUGGACCGGUGCACUAAGAAUGCCACAGAGGAAUUGGCCAAGCUCCUUGACGACGAGAAGCGCCAUCCUAGCACGUACAAUCAUUACUUCACUGAUAACAUUCAACGAUCGCGCCAGGACUCUAUGCGAGCAGCAAUCCAGACCGCCAUGAGGAACGCCAUAUCCCAGGAUUGGGGAGGAAGCUUGCAUAUUAGUAAUACAUCUUCCGACCGGCAGAAAUUUUUUGACUCCCUGGAUCGACGAAUCGAGGUGGACAUGGACACGCAGGCGUGUGAUGAAGCUAAGGUUGGCCUGGAGGCGUAUUAUAAGGUGGCCAGAAAGACAUUCGUUGACAACGUUUGUCGGCAGGUGAUCGAACGACAUAUCCUUUCGGAGCUCCCAGGCAUCUUCUCUCCCACAGUUGUGAGCGAGUUCUCGGAUGAAGAGCUUACACUCAUGGCCUCAGAGCCGCAAAAGCAAAGGGACCACCGGGCGAACUUGCAAAGACUUGCGGAAAAGCUACGUGAUAGCAUCAAAGAGCUGCGAAACUGA
Lasiodiplodia theobromae is the source of this 1743-nucleotide messenger RNA. RefSeq names its product Dynamin GTPase. Gene Ontology annotation, cellular component: microtubule; cytoplasm; membrane. The record is from RefSeq and is a predicted model, not a curated record. The transcript is spliced from 3 exons. NCBI's taxonomy places the organism in Eukaryota, Fungi, Ascomycota, Dothideomycetes, Botryosphaeriales, Botryosphaeriaceae. The coding region runs from base 1 to 1743 and encodes 580 amino acids. Gene Ontology annotation, molecular function: GTPase activity; GTP binding; microtubule binding.